AGUAUUGCUGAAGAAAUUUAUUUCAAAUUUUAAAGACUUUAGAGAGCACUUGUCGGUUACUGAAUGGAACUGUACGAUUCCGUAGUGUGUGAUGAAAAAUAGAUCAAACAAUUAUUAUACGUUUAUAAACAUUUAAUAUUAAGACAAUGUCUAGAUCAUUUUAUGUGGACUCAUUAAUUGUGAAGGAACCAACAUUAUUUGCUAAAGAUGAUGGAAAGAGAAACAGACCCUCGACAAGCCCACAACAUGCAAGUAAAGCGUCAACAUUAUCCCCUACACGGAUACCAACACCGACAAGUUUACCUACAUUUCAUCCAGUACCAUGUUAUCCGCGUCAUCACGGUGACGUUAUGAGCUUAUGUUGUCCUCUCUGUAUUCCACCGCCAUCACAGCUAUUUCAGGAAAGAUCUGUAAAACAAAUAAUGCCACCAACAAGCGUGCCAAUAAGCUACUCCACAACACCAGUUUCUUCUACGGAAUUUCACUUAAGAAAUCUGCAAUCGUCCAACAGAAAUAACUUUGAAAUUUCGCACCCAACAGUUGCCAGAGAUCAAGGAACGGAUAUACAUAGAAAGUCUCCAAUCGAAAACGAAAUAAGUAUGAUCGACCAAAGGAGAAUACGAUACGGUGGGAUAGGAGUGACAAGUUCAACGGAGGAAAGCAGCAAGCGAAUCAGAACAGCCUUUACUAGUUCACAACUGUUGGAACUCGAGCGAGAAUUCCUUACAAAUAUGUACCUUUCAAGACUUAGGCGAAUCGAAAUCGCUACUUAUCUAAACCUUUCAGAAAAACAAGUGAAAAUCUGGUUUCAGAACAGACGGGUUAAAUAUAAGAAAGACAGUAAUGAUGAUUCAAUGGAGAAAUGCAAAUGUCUACGAACAUGUAAUUCCAAAGGACAUCAAAGACGAAGGUCUGAUGGAAGACAACAGCAACAUAUGGAAGUAGACAGUAUUACAAGUACUGACGAUGAAAAAUAUUUGAACGUUGCAUCAGAGUGUGACGGUGACAUUGAAAGUGUUUGUGCCAAGUCAGAAGAUUCGGAGACAUGAACAAAAAAAGCAAAUGAAAUCAACAACAGUUCACAUAGAUAAGAACAUAUGUAAAGUUCAAACACACAAUGUUUAAUUUUAUAUACUGUUUCACUUUAAACUGCGUUCUUUGCAAUUACUUUGUACAGAAAGACCGAUUAUAGUAACUAAGAAAGACUGAGAUAUAACUACAUUAAGAAUUAUUGGUACAGAAGCAUUUAUUAUUUUGUAAUAACGGAAUACGGAAUAUUGAAGGUAAAUGUACCAGCAAAUAUAUUGUAUAGGGCUCGAAACCAUAUCUUGAUAAUCGUCCGA
This is a messenger RNA of Mercenaria mercenaria, 1343 nucleotides long. Its product is annotated as GS homeobox 1-like. The coding region runs from base 147 to 1049 and encodes 300 amino acids. Gene Ontology annotation, cellular component: nucleus. Gene Ontology annotation, molecular function: sequence-specific double-stranded DNA binding; DNA-binding transcription factor activity, RNA polymerase II-specific. Gene Ontology annotation, biological process: regulation of DNA-templated transcription. The transcript has 2 exons. The record is from RefSeq and is a predicted model, not a curated record. Lineage: Eukaryota; Metazoa; Mollusca; Bivalvia; Venerida; Veneridae.